Thermothielavioides terrestris NRRL 8126 is the source of this 264-nucleotide messenger RNA. RefSeq lists its product as uncharacterized. The record is from RefSeq and is a predicted model, not a curated record. Lineage: Eukaryota; Fungi; Ascomycota; Sordariomycetes; Sordariales; Chaetomiaceae. The transcript is spliced from 2 exons. The annotation marks the transcript as partial.
UAUAUAGUGUCCUUUAUCGGUAGUAAAGUAAUAGAGGCUUUUAUACUUUACUUUAAAGAAGAUAUAGCUAAGCUAAUUACUAAUUUCAAUAAAUUAUUCGACUUCUUAGAUAGAUUUUAUACCAACUCUACUAAGCUCUACUAUAUAAAAAACAAUUUUAUAUACCCUAUUACGUUUUCCUUAAAAAUAAUAUCUAGACUAGAAAGCAAUUACCUUAUCUAUAAUAAAGAACUCUUUACUAUUGUAUAUACUAUUAAGGAAUAG